This is a messenger RNA of Paracoccidioides brasiliensis Pb18, 2919 nucleotides long. RefSeq names its product leucine-tRNA ligase. Gene Ontology annotation, cellular component: mitochondrion. The transcript is spliced from 3 exons. Gene Ontology annotation, biological process: leucyl-tRNA aminoacylation; mitochondrial translation. Gene Ontology annotation, molecular function: aminoacyl-tRNA deacylase activity; leucine-tRNA ligase activity; ATP binding. The record is from RefSeq and is a predicted model, not a curated record. The coding region runs from base 1 to 2919 and encodes 972 amino acids.
AUGUCUGCCCAUAUGGCCUUCCGCCUCUCUCUUCUUACCCGACAAUGGGGCCGAUUCCCCCUCUCCUCCCGGCCAGUUCGGCCCGGCCUCCGCGCCGCAUCAACCUCCCCGCGGAGGCUAGACCUGCUAGCCGUAGAUAAAAAGUGGAAAGACAGAUGGCGGGAUGAUCCGACGGCACAUUUGGUGAAGAACCAUGGCAAGGAAAAAGCGUACAUCCUUGCGAUGUUCCCUUACCCGUCCGGUACGUUGCAUAUGGGACAUGUACGGGUUUAUACCAUUGCCGACAUGCUGGCUCGUUUUAAGCACAUGAAGGGAUACGAUGUGCUGCAUCCUAUGGGAUGGGAUGCGUUUGGGCUUCCGGCAGAGAAUGCGGCGAUCGAACGGGGAAUUGACCCCGCCCAGUGGACGAUGCAGAAUAUAGCCAACAUGAAGGAGCAGCUCAGGGCUAUUGGGGCGCAUUUUGAUUGGAAUAGGGAACUGAUGACCUGCUCUCCUGAAUUUUACAAGCACACGCAGCGCUUAUUCUUGAUGCUAUAUGGACGGGGACUGGCAUAUCAAGCAAAAGCCCUGGUCAAUUACGAUCCUGUCGAUAAAACUGUUUUGGCAAACGAACAGGUGAAUGCAAAUGGGUGUUCAUGGCGAUCUGGAGCAAAAGUUAAAAAGGUCGAGCUGAAGCAGUGGUUCUUCCGCAUCACUGCUUUUAAGGAGGCACUACUCAAGGACCUUGAUGCGUUGGCAGAUGGCUGGCCUGAGCGAGUGUUGUCCAUGCAGAGACAUUGGCUGGGCAAGUCCACAGGCGCGCAUAUUAAAUUUCUGGUUUCCGCCCCCGACGAUAAUUACGACAUUCAAGUGUUUACUACGCGCCCGGAUACGCUCCAUGGCGUCCAAUAUCUUGCUUUGUCAAUAACCCAUCCAUUGGUGGUGAAAUUGUCAAACUCGGAUACCGGGCUAAAAUUCUUUCUCGAAUCUGUUGCCUCUCUUCCACAGGACUCAAAGGCGGGCUAUCGACUUCCAGGUGUAAUGGCCGUCAACCCUCUCAGUUCUCUCGAGGCAAAUCCUUCCCUACAAUCGUCGAUCCCUGUAUACGUCGCCCCGUACGUUUUGGCAGAGUACGGCGAAGGUGCGGUCAUGGGCGUGCCUGGCCAUGAUUCUCGAGAUUUUGCAUUUUGGAACGAAAACUCGGAAUCCCAACCCGUGUCGUUUGUUAUAAAGCCAAAGUCUUCCCAGGAACAUAGUCUCACAGAAUCAUCCACUAGCAAGUUAAAGCCAUUCACUGGGAAAGGGAUUUUGGCAGAUACCUGUGGAUCUUACGGUGGCAUGGCCUCUGACGAGGGUGGGAGUAAGAUCGUUGCAGACUUGAAAAGGCAAGGGAAUUUUGCAAAUAUCGCGGAAAAUUGGAGACUUAGGGAUUGGCUAGUUAGCCGGCAGCGAUACUGGGGAGCUCCAAUCCCGAUUAUUCAUUGUGAUUCGUGUGGCCCAGUUCCUGUUCCAAUUGACCAACUCCCCGUUGAGCUUCCCGUAAUUGAAGGUGACGUCGGUCUUAGAGGCAAACAGGGAAAUCCAUUGGAAUCUGCUGAAGAGUGGCUGCACACCUCUUGCCCUAGCUGCGGAGGAGCCGCUAAAAGAGAAACCGACACAAUGGACACUUUCGUUGACUCCUCCUGGUAUUUCCUAAGAUACCUUGACCCAUUCAACAAAACGGCACCCUUCUCCGCUUCGACCGUCCAGCCUGUCGAUGUAUACAUCGGAGGUAUCGAGCAUGCAAUAUUACAUUUGUUAUACUCUCGAUUUAUCUAUAAAUUUCUGGCGACUACUGAACUGUUCCCUAAAGAGCCAUCAGGACCCGCAGCGGUCAUGGAACCCUUUCUCAAACUUUUAUCACAAGGAAUGGUUCAUGGAAAGACAUAUUCUGACCCGUCGACAGGUCGCUUUUUGAAGCCAUCAGAAGUUGACCUAUCAAAUCCUGAUGCCCCUUUGAUCAAGGGCACCUGGAUCGCCCCAAAUAUAACCUUUGAAAAGAUGUCAAAGAGCAAACACAACGGCGUGGACCCUACCACAUGCAUCAACACCUACGGCUCCGAUGCAAUCCGCGCACAUAUCCUGUUUUCCGCCCCUGUCAGUGAGAUUCUUGAGUGGGAUGAGUCAAAAAUUGUCGGUAUGGAACGGUGGUUUAAUAGGCUGUGGCGCGUCGUAACAGACGCACAAAAUUCUUUGGAAAGUUUCUCGCUCUUGAGCAAGGAAUCUCUGAAACACAUGAAUGAUAUCCGCCUGCUAGACCUGAAAAAGACAUCCGAUGACGAAGCCAAUAUCCUCCUCACGACACACGACACCAUUAAAUCCGUUUCCCACUGCCUCGACGAAACACCCUACGGUCUAAACACCGUCAUAUCUGAUCUGACUAAAUUUACCAACGCGCUAGCAUCCUCUUCCCUUCCCGCAACUGCGUCAUCGCCACCUUCACAAACCAUCUUGUACAUCGCACUCUCCUCUCUUCUCCGACUCCUAGCCCCCAUAACCCCCGCGCUCGCCUCUGAAUGCUGGGAACAUCUACACAGCUCCAUCCUAACAGGCCCGGUUCCAUCACCUACACCUGCAGGUGCAAUCCCAUCAAUCUUCUCCUCUCCCUGGCCCACGCAAUUCCUCGCAGAAUACGACGUCCAAACCCUCCGCGCUCGCAGUGGCAAAACCGUUGCAGUACAAAUAAACGGAAAACUCCGUUUCAGUACAACCAUUCCAUCUCCGCCCGGUGACGGAUCUGCGUCGUCGAAGAAUGUGUCCCCAGAAGUGAAAGAAUGGAUUUUAUCACACCUCCUGGAAUCCGAUGAGGGGAAAGUGUGGCUGAGAAAGAGGAAUGACUGGGAGAAGAGGAAGCGGGUUAUUGUUGUUGGUGGUGGGAAGGUUGUCAACGUGGUGUUUUGA